Molecule: messenger RNA, 924 nt
Organism: Parnassius apollo (apollo)
Lineage: Eukaryota; Metazoa; Arthropoda; Insecta; Lepidoptera; Papilionidae
Source: the annotation of a GenBank genome assembly
AUGGUGCUGUGCAAUUCCAAGUGUCAUCAGAGUACACCAUGCAAAAAUGGUGCUGUGCAAUUCCAAGUGCCAUCAGAGUACACCAUGAAAAAAUGGUGCUAUGAAGUUCCAAGUGCCAUCAGAGAACACCAUGCAGAAAUGGUGCUGUGCAUUUCCAAGUGCCAUCGGAGUACACCACGCAAAAUUGAUGCUGUGCAUUUCCAAGUGCCAUCAGAGUACACCAUGCAAAAAUGGUGCUCUGCAUUUCCAAGUGCCAUCGGAGUACACCAUGCAAAAAUGGUGCUGUGCAAUUGCAAGUGCCAUCAGAGUACACCAAGCAAAAAUGGUGCUGUGCAAUUCCAAGUGCCAUCAGAGUACACCAUGCAAAAAUUGUGCUGUGCAAUUCCAAGCGCCAUCAGAGUACACUAUGCGAAAAUGGUGCUGUGCAUUUCCAAGUGCUAUCGGAGUACACCAUGCAAAAAUGGUGCUAUGCAGUUCCAAGUGCCAUCAGAGAACACCAUGCAGAAAUGGUGCUGUGCAUUUCCAAGUGCCAUCGGAGUACACCACGCAAAAUUGAUGCUGUGCAUUUCCAAGUGCCAUCAGAGUACACCAUGCAAAAAUGGUGCUCUGCAUUUCCAAGUGCCAUCGGAGUACACCAUGCAAAAAUGGUGCUGUGCAAUUGCAAGUGCCAUCAGAGUACACCAUGCAAAAAUGGUGCUGUGCAAUUCCAAGUGCCAUCAGAGUACACCAUGCAAAAAUUGUGCUGUGCAAUUCCAAGCGCCAUCAGAGUACACUAUGCGAAAAUGGUGCUGUGCAUUUCCAAGUGCUAUCGGAGUACACCAUGCAAAAAUGAUGCUGUGCAUUUCCAAGUGCCAUCAGAGUACACCGUUUAAAUUUGGUGCUGUGCAUUUCCAAGUGCCAUCAGAGAACACCAUGCAAAAAUAG